AUGAUGACGGAUGGAAAGACCCUCUUUGAAAAUUCUGAUAGUAUUUCUAAAGCAAAAUAUUCAAUAACACAUCCAGGAGAGACUCAAAAUAAAUCUUAUGACACUCCACCAUCUCCAAGACAUAAAGUUACAGAGAAAAUGAUUGACGCUAGCAAAAAUGAUUUUAUUGAUGAUUUUCCUGAUUUUCCUGAUGAUAAAUUUUUAUUUGUUCCAUUAGAUGAUAUUGAACCAACUAUACCAUUAAUGGAGAUACCAAUUGAAUUAUUAGAAUUAGAAGGAAUAUCACCAGUUAAUGUAUUAUUUCCAGUUAAAGAAAGGUUAUCUAUUUUUUCUACUUAUGCUGUUAAACCAAGUUUAUUUGCUAUACAAGAUGCAAAAAGAAAGCAAAUUAAAGAGUUAUUUAAACCUAAGAGAUCUCAAAAAGAUUAA
Molecule: messenger RNA, 429 nt
Organism: Strongyloides ratti
Lineage: Eukaryota; Metazoa; Nematoda; Chromadorea; Rhabditida; Strongyloididae
Exons: 2
Coding region: 1-429 (142 amino acids)
Source: RefSeq, a predicted model, not a curated record